Suillus subalutaceus is the source of this 348-nucleotide messenger RNA. RefSeq lists its product as uncharacterized. The record is from RefSeq and is a predicted model, not a curated record. Lineage: Eukaryota; Fungi; Basidiomycota; Agaricomycetes; Boletales; Suillaceae. The transcript has a single exon. Bases 1 to 333 code for a protein of 110 amino acids.
AUGUACAGUCUUAGACAGCACUUCCUCACAGCUGCUACCCAAUAUUAUUCUCCACCACCUCGAUGUUUCCCUUUCAGUCAGACAGGACUGAUACCUCACACACUCCCUCGUUCGAACUUGGGUCAAGAACCAUUCCUCGGUGUCCCACUCGGUGCAGGGACAUUCAAGCGUGACGCAAAGUACGUGCUUUUAAUUGGAGAGGAAAAGACGUGGCUCGAUCACGUCGAUAUAGCCAACAAACGUUGGCGAAUAGGCAGAGUGAGCAAGUAUGGGAAGCAAAAGCGAGACGGGACGCCUGAUGCGACAGAGUGGGCGCUCGUGCAUGUCAUUUAAGACGUGAUCGUUGUC